Messenger RNA from Scophthalmus maximus (turbot), 4279 nucleotides. RefSeq names its product C-Jun-amino-terminal kinase-interacting protein 4. Gene Ontology annotation, cellular component: cytoplasm. Gene Ontology annotation, molecular function: JUN kinase binding; kinesin binding; MAP kinase scaffold activity. Bases 309 to 3293 code for a protein of 994 amino acids. Lineage: Eukaryota; Metazoa; Chordata; Actinopteri; Pleuronectiformes; Scophthalmidae. Gene Ontology annotation, biological process: vesicle-mediated transport. The record is from RefSeq and is a predicted model, not a curated record. The transcript is spliced from 29 exons.
GAGCACAGGCGUACGCCCGUCGGAAUCAAACAACACCCCCUUCCUAAAACUCGUUUGUGUGUAAUUGAUAUCGAGCCUGAAGGGAAGAAGAAGAAGAAGAAGAAGAAGAAGAAGAACCGAGCGGACUUUCUGUAUCUUGCCAACCGGCGCGUCCAGAAGGAGGCACACUAAGACACCCACUGACGGCAGAUGAACAUUACAGUGCAGAAACGAAACUGCCGCCCUUCUCAAGUACAAAUGGAACAUAAUGUUGAGGAGGAUGGGUGGUGCUGGUAAAGAGAAACAAUACAGCAGAUAAACAUAAUUGGAUGAUGGAGUACAAUGAGAGAGUGCUUUGUGGGGCAGGGGAGUUGGAGCUUGACCCCAACAUUGUCAGUGAAGAAGCCGGGAAACUGUACUCAGAACUACAGACAGUUAUCGAGACCCAUGGUGAAGGUGUGGUGGAGUCGCUGGUGCCCAUAUUUGUGUGGGUCCUGGAGGGUCUGGCCAGCUGCAAAGCCCAGCUGAGGGACAGGGAGGAGGAGGCGGAGAGGGAGAGAGCUGAGCGAGAGGAGCUGCUGGAGCGAUACCAAGCAGAGAAAGCACUACGGAAAGACAGUCAAGAGAGGUAUCUUGAGCUAGAUGACCAAAUUGAACAGGAGAGGAGAGCCAUGAAGGGGAGGGAGAAGGGAAGAGAACAACGAGAGAGAGUGCUGGAGAAGAAAGCAAGAGAGCAAGCUGAUCAGUUGGUUGCCUUGGAGGAGCAGAAAGCAAAUCUGAGUAGAGAACUGAGCUCACUGAGACAUACUCACAACAAGUUGGCUCACACGUAUCGGGAACUUUUGGAAAACAGAAAGGAUUCUGAAAGGGAUUCUCCUUUAAGGAAUCACGUUCGUCUCAAGAAUGCCGAAUUUCCAUCCAACCAAGUUUUGUCAGAAUCCAGUGAUAAUGAGCAGCAGAUGAUUCAAAGACCACAUUCACACUCUGGGCCCCCCUGUCUGGAAGAUUUAGUAGCCAAGGAGGGAAAGGCGAUUGACAUAGCAGUAAAGCCACCCACAGAUCAGUUCGUCAACGACAUCAUAAGCUCCACCCCUGAGCUGGCACACUUUCAUGGCUGCGUGGAUUCAAGUUCGCCAGUUGGAUCUAACGACGAGGGGCCACCGAGAGAUGAGUCAGAGACCAGCUUGGAGAAAGAGUUGAGGGAGGUGGAGGAGAAGAAGGAAGAGAAGGAACUCAAAGUGGAAGAGGGGAACAGUCAGGAAAAAGAUGAGGAGGAGGAGGUGGAGGAAGACAGUAUGGAGUGGGAGCUUCGCAACACUGACUCUGUGUUUUCUGAACUGUCAGAGCUGAGUCGGGAUUAUGUGGAGAGUGUGGACCGAGGGGCCAGUGUCAGAGGCAGCGCAGACCAGUUUGAGGAGAUUCUCUCUCAGUACGAGGAACUGAAAGUCACCCAUGAGGUAGUAGAAGCUGCCCGCAAAGCUUUGAUAUCUCGGGUAGUAGAGCUGACUGAUGACCGUUCAGCUUUUAAACUGGAAAUGACCUCUCUUCAGGAAACGGUCUCUCGAUUAGAGGGACGAAUGAAGGAGAAGGAGGAGGAAUCUAAGAGACUCCGGAAAGAACUGGAUGCAUGUCAAGUGGAUCCUGAUGCCUCUUCCCUCACAUCCACGCGUCACUUCUCUCGUUCUGAAAUGGCUCGUGUUGUCAUGGAGAAGAACCAGUACAAGCAGCGUCUGUUUGAGCUGCAGGAGGCCGUGAGACAUAGUCAGACAGCCAGAGCAACAAAGGAAGUACGGUUAACAGAGGACAAAAGGUCAAGUGUUUGGAGAAGCUUCAACCGCUUGUUCGGCCUGUCCAAGGAACCCUUAAUCCCACCUCCUGCUUCCGCAUUCACCUUGCCAGCUUCCCCAUCACUCACUCGCUCUCCUGUGGGGUCUCUACAGCGACCAGCUGUCAAUCAGACUCAGGCUGAGUCUGCUUCUCCUGCUGCUCUCUCGCCUCGUAUCAGGAGGAGGGAGCUGUACAGGGAAAUUCGCUCCCACAUUUGGGCAACUCUGGGAAAGCGGCAGAUACAUGGCUGGAGCACACCACUGGCAACCACACAGGAGUCCCAUGAACCUGCUCCAGAGCCUAAAGACGUGCCUGUUCUAGUGCGGCUUAGGUUGUUGGAUCAAAGAGACGCCACUGCCAAGCUGAACUGUGCCGUUUCAGUCACGCCUGAGGUCUCAGGAGAGGCCACAUGUUCUGUGUGGGUAGUUUCUGGUCCUGCCUCCAGCAGUGAUGUUACUGUGAUCGAUCCAGCACGGUCCAACACAGUACUGGAUCAGUUCAGCCUCCCUCCCACAGCUCCUGCACUGUGCAUCUGUGCGGUGCCUCCCAUAGGUCACACCACAGGAACUGUGUGGAUUGGAACUCAGGAAGGAAGUAUACUGGUACACUCCGCCUCUGUUGGCAGGAGAUGCUGUCUGCAGUCUGUUUCCCUCUUAGAGGGCGUCUAUUCACUCACGUAUUCAAAGGGUCAAGUCGUAGCUGGUUUAGCUGAUGGGACGUUAGCCUUUUUCUCACAUGGCUCAGAUGGAUGGAAUCUGCAGUCACACUCAGCGGUGCCGCUUGGAUCAAACCCUGUGCAGCCAAUUCGCUGCUGCCUUGCAAAAGAUGGCCGCUUGUGGGCGGGAUAUUGGAACAGAGUCCAUGUGGUUGAUGUUGACCUAAAGAAGGUUGAGCAAACAUUCUCAGUCUCUGAGCGCAGUGAGCAGCAGGUUCGUUUCCUGUGUGCUGGUGGAAGUGGAGUUUGGACCUCUUGUCGACUUGACCCAGUCCUCAGGCUGUUUGACUGGUUCACUGGACGGCCGCUGCAGGAAGUUGAUUUUACAGCUUUGGUCACUAAAACACUAGGCCAACCCUUCCUGACCCUGUCACCUCUCCAGAUCUCAUCUCUCACCAUCAUCUCUGGCCGCCUGUGGGUGGGCACCGGAGGUGGUGCCAUUUUUUCUAUCCCAUUAUCAAUAACAUCAGAAGCCGUUUCCAUUCCAUAUUGCUCCAUUGCAUCAGCCCAGCUGUGUUACCAUGGACACAGACAAGCAGUUAGAUUCAUCAUUGCUGCACCAGGUUGUUUGAUGACCUCUCCUGGCAGCAGCACUGUUACUACCUCUCAGCUCAUCCUCAGUGGAGGAGAAGGCUACAUCAACUUUCGAAUUGGAGACGAUGCAGGUGACGCGUCGGUGGAGUUUUCCCAAGCUGCAGCUCAACGGUCUGAACGCAGUCAGAUGAUCGUUUGGCAGAAUCCCACACCCUCGUUGCCCAGUCCUGCCCUCUGACAUUGUUCAUUACCCAGUUCAGAUGUAGACUGUACACCAGCAAAGCUAGAGACAACAUUGGAAAUGGUGCUUUCAUGAAACUAUAUGAACCAACAUCUCGUGGGGCAGAAAUAAAAGUGUCCUUUAAAAGAAAAUAUAGGAUUUAUACUGUUUCAUCUUUGUUUACCUCAUUCAUUUUGUACAUAUAUUUUGACUGGAUUGUCCUCGUGGAGGAGGAUGAUGACUUACCGUAAUAUGUGCCUUCAUCUGAUCUCAUUGUAUGAUGGAUUAGUAAUUCAGGUGUUGGAUCAACAGAUCAUUUUUACCUUUGUACUAACAAUGCAUUUGGUCUCACUGACAUACAGCUCUUGUCUCGGAUACGUUUUGAUACUGCUUAUCAACGAGCAUGCAGAGUCGUUGUUCACAUCCUACAUCUUUGCAUCAUUAAGUUAAACUUGAUCAUGUGGCUGCUCUUGAAUCUGCUGUGUACAGACUUUGUUCUUAACUGUGAACUGGAAGACAAUCAGACUCUUUUUUAAAAAUCUCUUAUCUGAUGAUGCUGCAUUGGGAUUGGUGAUAAUUUUUUCCCAAUUUCUGUCAUGAGUAUUGACUCAAAUUCUACCCGUCCACAUUGCAUGUGAUGUAAUGAUAAAUAAGAACACGUUAUAAAUGUGUGUACAUGUGUGUCGGAUCUUCUAAAUGAACCAUUUGUCUUCCUUUCCUUAAAAUGUUUUUCUUUUCUCCAUCGGCACUUUGAUUUGUUUUUCUCUGAAUGGCAUGAAAUGCUUUUUUUCUCCUUUAUUUUGUUUUCAUUUGAUUUCUGUUAUUUUUUUGUAAAAUUAAGGAGGGACAUUUUUAAAGUGUCCUCUGUGGUAUUUCUGUGAAAUUACGAUUUUGUGCACACAUGUUGGUGUCAUAGCUCCUCCUCAUCCUUUGUGGAAAAAACAAUACUUAAGUAUUGCAGUUGACUCAAACAUUAUCACCAUUAAAAUGUCUUAAAUGGUUAA